AUGAAUCCAGCGAAGUGCGCAUUCAGAGUGGUCUCCAGAAACCUUUUGGGAUUCAUGGUGCAUAAUAAGGGUAUCGAGAUGGAUAGUAACAAAACGAAAGCUAUCAUCAAUGCCCGAGCGCCUGAGAAUCUGAAACAGCUCCAAGGAUUCCUUGGACAAGUGAACUUUUUGCGAAGAUUUGUUUCGAAUGUUGCAGCUGUUAAAGGGCAGAUCGUUGCUAAUUUUUUGGCAGAUCAUCCGAGCUCGGUAUCUGACCAAGCGGAUGAUCGUAUGGAAGCUGUUAUUAGUCCGAUACCAUGGAUCUUGAAGUUUGAUGGUUCUAGCAUGCAGACCAAUGUUGGAGCUAGGGUCUUUAUCGAGAGCCCAUGGGGAAAAAAGUGGACCGUUGCUAGACCAUUGGCCCUUGGAUUUACUAAUAAUCAAGCAGAGUAUGAAGCCUUAUUAGUUGGACUGAGGAUUCUCCUUAAAAAAGGAGCUAAGGCGAUCAGAGUUCAAGGCGAUUCACAAUUGAUUCUGAAGCAAAUUACCGGUGAGUUCCAAUGCAAAGAUGAAAUUUUGAGAAGCCUUCGAAUUGAGGCAGUUACUAUGUUGCAGAAUUUUGACAACGCAAUUGUGGAAUUCAUACCUCGAGCUGAAAACGAAGUAGCUAAUGAUUUAGCUCAAGAAGCCUCUGGGUAUAAGUCAUCCGCCAUAGGAAAUUUCAAGUCAAGGCGAGUAUGUCUGUGCCCAGUGAAAGUGGGGGAUUGGCGUAUGGAGCUAAGAAAAGCCGCCGAUGGAAUGCUAUUGAAAUGCGUAGAUACUCAAGAAGCCAUGAAGGUGAUGGGUGAAGUGCAUGAAGGGGUUUGCGGAGCACACAGAUCCGGGUUAGUCAUGAGAUGGAUGAUCCGACGAUAUGGGUAUUUUUGGCCAUUAAUGACAGAAGACUUCAUCAAAUAUGCUCAAGGAUGUGAAGCGUGUCAGCAACAUGGUCCUUUGAUCCGAAUUUCAGUGGAAGAAAUGCAUGCGGUCGUGAAACCAUGGCCAUUCUGGGGAUGGGUGAUGGAUAUCAUCGGAAAGAUCCAUCUGCUAUCCUCUAAGAGACACUCGUUCAUAUUGGUGGCCACGGAUUAUUUUACAAAGUGGAUAGAAGUUGUACCAUUGGCCAACAAUCCCACAGACGAUUACCUCCGAUCAAGGUACUGUUUUUACAGCGAUAGAGUUGCCGCCUUCGCUGCACAAUACGGGAUUGCUCUUUUGCAUUCAUCCCCAUAUUACGCACAAGUGAAUGGGCAGGCUGAAGCAGCCAACAAGGUCUUAAUUGGGGAAUUAAAAAGGCCGUGGAAGAUAACCCGAGAAGAUGACACGAACUACUGGUUGCACUCCAUUCCAACUGGUCUAUGGGCAAAAAAUGAUAUUGCCAUUGGAAAUCAUGGUGCCAUCGUUACGAGUGUUGAAGUAGAAUUCAUUCAGUCCCGAGCAGUACGAUACAACUAUGUACAGAGGCUGGAAGAUGUACAUGAGGAUCGGAUGAUGGCGUUGGAGAAUAUCAGAGCGAAUAAAGUGAAAGUAGCACGAGCUUACAACAAAAAGAUUGAUGAAUAUUGA
Molecule: messenger RNA, 1584 nt
Organism: Andrographis paniculata
Lineage: Eukaryota; Viridiplantae; Streptophyta; Magnoliopsida; Lamiales; Acanthaceae
Exons: 6
Coding region: 1-1584 (527 amino acids)
Molecular function (GO): RNA-DNA hybrid ribonuclease activity; nucleic acid binding
Source: RefSeq, a predicted model, not a curated record